CCGUUGAUCCCAUUCCAGAUCGAUCGAAGCCGACAUAGCGGAGAGCUCAAGCAACUGGUUAUGCAAUUGAGACUGACCUUGAGGGCCAACUGCAGCCGCCUUCGAUCCUUUCCUCUGCCCGAUCAUCGGCCAUUACUCUUCGUGGAUUCUCGAACCCCAGGAACAGGGAACCCUCCUAGCUUGGAGCUCAAUGGAGUUCAGCAUCGGUGUUGUCACUCUCCCCCUUUUAGCUGCUCAGGAACGGAGACAGCGGCAGAGACGUUCCACGCCGCAGCGAUCAAGAAAGGCUCCGUGCAGGGUGUGAGCGUUGCCAACUACGUUUUGGCUCUUUAUGCGAAAGCUCGGAACUUGGGCGACGCCCAGAAGAUGUUCGAUGCAUUGCCCGAGCGAGAUGUCCGGGCUUGGACGAUUCUUCUGUCCGCUUUUGCGCGCGACGGGUCUUGGAGGAUGGUUUUGGAUCUUUUCAGGGCUAUGGCGAUUGAGGGUGUUUGUCCGAAUCACUUCACUUUGUCGAGUGUCUUGAAGUGUUGCUCCAGCUUGAAUGAGCUCAAACUGGGUAAAGGUGUUCAUGGGUGGAUCAUCAGAAACCAAAUUCAUGUCGACACCGUGUUGGCAAACUCUGUUCUUGAUGUUUAUGCGAAAUGCGGGGAUAUCAAUGCUGUGGAGAGGUUGUUUGAUUUGAUGAGAGAGAAGAAUACCAUUUCUUGGAACGUAAUGAUUGGUGCUUACCUACGUGGUGGAAAUGCAGAGAAAUCGUUUGAUCUAUUUCAGAGUAUGCCAUACAAAGAUGUUGCUAGUUGGAAUACGAUUAUAGAUGGGCUUAUGCAAAAUGGAUCAGAAAGAAGGGCACUGGAGCUGCUUUAUGAGAUGAAGGUAAAAGGACCGGUGUUUAACGAGGUGACCUUUUCCAUAGCUCUGGUUUUGGCUUCUUUUUUGUCUCUUUUGGAGGUUGGAAGGCAAGUUCAUGGGAUAGCUAUUAGAUUGGGAGUCAACAGUAAUGAAUUUAUCAGGACUUCUCUCAUAGAUAUGUAUUGCAAAUGUGGAGAAACUGAAAAGGCUUCAAUAGUAUUUAAUUGUUGGCCUUUAAUGUUUAGGAGCACGAAGAAUUGUGAAAUAGCUUACGAGGAUGCAUAUGCAUGCAGUUCAUUGGUUUCUGGGUUUGUGAAGAAUGGUAACUAUGAAGACGCCUUUGAAAUUUUUAGCACGAUGGUCCGAAAAUGUAUGAAGGUGGACAAAUGUACCAUUACAAGCAUUAUUUCAGCGUGUGCAAAUGUUGGUAUAUUAGAACUUGGUCGAAAGAUCCAUGCCUACAUCCUGAAAGUUGGGUAUUACCAGGAUGUUCACCUUUCUUCCUCAUUGAUUGAUAUGUAUUCCAAAUGUGGGAGCCUCGAUGAUGCAUCAUCAGUAUUCGAGCAAAGUAAAGACUCGAAUGUUGUGCUAUGGACUUCAAUGAUAUUCAGCUUCGCUUUACAUGGGAGAGGUAAGGAGGCUGUUCGGCUUGUUAAGCAUAUGAUUAAUGAGGGAACUAUACCAAAUGAGAUAACUUUUGUUGGUAUUUUAACUGCUUGCAGCCAUGCAGGACUGCUUAAAGAAGGUCAUGAACAUUUCAUGCUCAUGAAAGAUGUAUAUGGAAUCAAACCUGGAAUAGAACACUAUGCUUGCAUGGUGGAUCUUUAUGGGCGAAAGGGUUUAUUGAAUGAGGCUAAGGAGUUUAUUUAUAGCAAUGGCAUAUCUGACCAAAUUGCAAUUUGGAAGUCAUUUCUAUCUUCCUGUCAACUGCACAAUAGAGUUAAUAUGGGAAAAAGGGUUUCUGAGAAAUUAAUCCAACUUAAUUCACGUGAUCAGGAACCUUAUGUUUUGUUGUCAAACAUGUAUGCCACUGAUAAAAAAUGGGAGCAGGCAGCUCUAGUUAGAAAUCAAAUGCAAAAGGGAGGGCUUAAAAAGCACCCUGGGCAAUCGUGGAUCCAAGUGAAUGGUCAGGUGCAUGCAUUUAUAAUGGGAGACUAUUCGCACCCACAAGCUGCUGAGGUGCAUUCAUACUUGGGCAAACUAAUUGGAUGACUAAAGGAUGGAGAUUCUCCUCGUGUGAAGUCGGCAAUGCAGGAUGUAGAAGAAGAAGAGAGAGAAUAGUCUUGUUUUCACAAUGAGCAGGAAAGAACCUUACUUUGAUGUUUGGAAUUUGUGUUGACUGUCAAAACUUCGCCAAGUCUGCUUCCCAACUCUUAGAUAGGGAAACAGUCAUCAGAGAUAUACACCGGUUUCAUUAUUUUAAGAGUGGCCAAUGGUCCUGCUGUGAAUUUUGGUGAAAGCAACUUCAGAAAAAACAUGUCGUGUAGAUUGUUUCAGUGAGGUUUAGAACUUUUAGUAAGUUGGAGACAAGCAAUCUAGUAUGCCCAUGAAAAAGUGCUUUCUCAAAUAAAGCGUGUGGUUAAUUUUGGUGUCUGGGCUCGUUAAGGCUGAAAAAAGUCCAGUUCCUCAAGCUUCAGCAUCCAGUUGUCAUCGGUAUAUAAAUUGUACAAUCCAACAGUGCAGGUAACCCUUGCUUCCUGGGGUAAAAAUGAUGAAACGAGGGGUAGGAAGAUCUGUUCGUGGAUGCAUCGUUAAGCCUGUACUUUCUGCUACAGUUGUGGUGGUGUGGGGAAGCAUGAGGAGAAUCACCAAAUACUGAGAAUCAAAGAAUGAGAGGCACAAAUAGGCCAGCAAUUUCCACAAGCAAUAUGACCUCUUAAAGAAAGAUGGACCACUGAAGUCCUGGUAUCAUU
Molecule: messenger RNA, 2762 nt
Organism: Rhodamnia argentea
Lineage: Eukaryota; Viridiplantae; Streptophyta; Magnoliopsida; Myrtales; Myrtaceae
Product: pentatricopeptide repeat-containing protein At4g21065-like
Exons: 2
Coding region: 61-2061 (666 amino acids)
Biological process (GO): RNA modification
Molecular function (GO): protein binding; RNA binding
Source: RefSeq, a predicted model, not a curated record